AUGCCCUCCGAAUUGAAGAACUGCGUGACGAUUACGGACGACGCCGCCGGUGACGACUCUUUUCCUCCCUCUGCUGCUGCUGCUGCUGCUGGCGGUGUUGCUGUGGUGGAGGCGAUGCCGCAGACAGCGAGGAUCGUGCCCUGCGGGUUCCACGAGAUACAGGUGACGGGGAUGCCGGUUUCGACGAGGUACGGCCUGUUGUCACUGACGCUGUGCAUCAGCUGCAUGCGGCCCGUCCUGUAG
This is a messenger RNA of Trypanosoma grayi, 243 nucleotides long. RefSeq lists its product as hypothetical. The transcript has a single exon. Bases 1 to 243 code for a protein of 80 amino acids. The record is from RefSeq and is a predicted model, not a curated record. Lineage: Eukaryota; Euglenozoa; Kinetoplastea; Trypanosomatida; Trypanosomatidae.